Molecule: messenger RNA, 5436 nt
Organism: Tyto alba (common barn owl)
Lineage: Eukaryota; Metazoa; Chordata; Aves; Strigiformes; Tytonidae
Gene: BMP2
Product: bone morphogenetic protein 2
Exons: 3
Coding region: 3394-4590 (398 amino acids)
Biological process (GO): negative regulation of transcription by RNA polymerase II; SMAD protein signal transduction; BMP signaling pathway
Cellular component (GO): extracellular region
Molecular function (GO): cytokine activity; BMP receptor binding; growth factor activity
Source: RefSeq, a predicted model, not a curated record
GCUGGGUGGGCACGUCCUGGGGUGUUUGUGCUCCACAGACCAAGCGCUGCGCUCCUUAUACUGAAGUGUACCUGUCUCUAAUGUUCUCUCUCAUGAUAAAGAUGCUCCUCAGCUUGUGACCUCAGGUGUGCUGAUGCCAGAGAUGCCACGGGCGAAUGCAAUAUUCAAAGGCAGUGGGCUCCAGAGAGGGGUAUUUAGUCGGUUGUUGUGCUGGUGAGGCACCAGCUGUAACUGGACCCUCAGGGAUGAUACUUGGAGGGCCUUAUUCACCAGGGCUCUGGCUGAAAAGGAGCCGGAUCUGCCUUGGUGAGAGAUCUCUGUGUGGGGAAAGUGCUGGCUCGCGGCUGAGGUUCUGCUGUGGGUGCCAGUGCGUUCAGGGAACGUGUUAUAGGUGCUUCAGUGUUUUCUUUUGGGACCUGGUGGAAACAGAUGGGGAGGCAGAGGCACUGCCUCGGCAGCUCCAGAUCUAAACAGACCGAGAGAUGGCAAAAUAGAAGGGGAAAUGUGUUUUAUGGCUGAGAGAACGGAAGGCUGCGAGAGCCUAUUUAUAUUUAAAAUCAGAGAGGGGCAAACUGACAAGACCCUCUUGGUAUCAGAUCAGAGUAUAUGCAGGCCUUCAGAACAACCGCAAACACGUUUCUCUGCUAUAAGGCUCAUCCUCCUAAUAUAGAAAGCUCCUAGAGAUAACACGAAGCUGGGCAUACAGUACAGCCUAUGCUCCGGGCACAGGGAGUAAGUGUUGAGGCAAGAAAUGACUUUUUCCUGGCAUGACCCACUACAGAUUGAACUGGAGCAGCAAUUAGAAGUUGAAGUGCUCAUUUAAUGUCAGUGAUGUGUAAACUACAUUGCCAUUGUUAUUUUAGUGCUGAUUUACAUAAUUGGCAUACCCUGAAGUCACAUUGCACGCACUCUCAGUUCGGGCUAAAGACUUGCAGGAAGUCAUAAAAUUAAACAUUAUCUGCGCUGGAAUGCAACGGAAAAGUAACUAAACUUUUGAAGGAUUUCACCUCGCUCUGUGUCACCUCUCCGGCUGUAUGCACGGCAGUGAGCAAAAAAUCGGGUUAACAAGUGUUGGGAGCUGUUGAUAUGAAGGAGCUUUACCAGCUCUUUAAUUACGCUGGUGCAGUUCUAAGGUGGUUUGUUACACUGGUAUGUAACUCCCUGUGUGAGCAGCUCAUCCCACAGCGAUGUCUCGCUGGUAUAGCUGAAGUCACUCUGACGUGAUGGUAAAGCCAAGAGGAGAGGGUUCACGGGAGGAAUUAUUCUGGUCCAAAUGUGCUGAAUUCCUGCCUCAAAUCGGUGGUUUUCCUACGUUGAAAAGUGCUAAAACGGAGGGAAAAGGCCGCUCCCAAAGGAGGAGCUGGUAAUGGAGCUGUCUCAGUUGUUACUGCUUCAAAUCCUCCUCCGCAGCAAUUCGAGGUGUCAGAGGCUGUCUGGGUCUUUUGCAAACGAAGCCCCCGAGAGAUGUGCAGCACAGGGCGCUCACCUUGCCGGGAAGGAGCCGGGGCUAGUGCCGGGCCCCCGGCUACCGACGGUGCGCUGAUGGCUUCAGCUUUGAUGGGGACCCCAAACUGCUGGGUACCGCAUACCUCCGCCAGAAGGGCCAGGCCCUACCGCCGCGCCCAGCUGGACAAGAGCCGGGGCAAAGGCUGCAUCCCUCCCCACCGGCCACCAAAUCGUAUCGGGGAUUAAAAGAUCUGCCAGCAUCAGCGAAGGGAGCUCGGACUGGGAGCCCAAUCCCGCGGCGCGUGGCCUUGCCUUCUUCACCCCGGCCACCUCUGCCUUCCUCCUCCCCUGGGCCCGUACGCAGUCGUCUGUUGAUGCCCGGCCCGUGGCACCCACAGACCCGGGGGGAUGCUCCGGCGUGGGCAGGAGCUUGAUUCGGCCCCGGGGGCAGGUGCCGGGUGGAGGGCGUGGGACCGUGGGCUGGCGGAGAGUGGUUUGCGAUGGGAUUUACCGUGUCCGGGCCGGAGAUCCGCCGCAUUUCCACCACUGGAGGGCAGCCACAUCUUAGAGAAAAAAAAAAAAAAAAAAUAAAAAAAAAAAAUCCACCCAACAAAAAAACCCAACCCAAACCCGGCCGGGGCUGAGCCCGCGGUCGGAGGUACCGCAGCAGCCCUCCGGGAGGAGACUCCUCCCGAGGCUUUCGGGGAGGAGGGCGAGGAAAGUUCCCGCGCACUGGGGGUAGAAGCCUAAAUAAGUGGCUAGAUAGACGGAGAGAUAGAGGGAUUUAAACUGGUUUUAAAGCACCGGGGAUUCUCCCGGUACCUUACGUGACCUUCGCACCUCCCCGCCCCGGCGGUUCGGGGCGACGGCGUUAAUCCGAUUUGCGGCGGCGGUGCCGGUGACAACGGGGCUUUGUUCGGGCCGGGCCGGGCCGGUCCCGCACCGACCGGCGGCGGGGCACGGCCGCCCGGUGCGGGGCGCGGGGCGCGGGACCGGCCCGGUGCGGCCCUUCCCCACCCCGGCUGGCGGGGAAGGGCGAGCAGAGCUUAACGGGCCGCGGCCGCCCCACAUCCCUCACCCCGGCAGCGCCGCGACCCGGGCGGGCGAGCGAGGGAGGGGAGCGGGCGAGGGAGGAGGGAGGGAAGAGCCGAAGGAGGGAGGCGGCGUCUCCUUUAAAAGCCGUGCGGGGCCGCAGCCCGCUCCCACAGGGCGGCUGUGAUUGGCGCGGGCCCCCGAGCCUCCGGGGUCGUGACAUCCCCGAGCAACAAAAAGCCCCGGCGGCGGCCACCGGGCACCCCCCGGCCAUGGUGCGGAGCGGGCCGGGCGGCGGGCGGGCCGGCGGGGACACCGGCGCCGUCCCCGUCCCCUAGCGCGGCCGCUCCACGCGGGGCCGCCGGCGGCAGGCGGCUACUCCCCACCCUUUUUUUUUUUUUUUUUUUUUUUUCCUUCCUCCUUCUCUCUCCUCCCUCCUUUCUUCUUUUUUUUUUUUUUUUUUUUUUUUUUUUUUUUAAGGGAGCGGAGAAAAAAAGUCAAGCUUCAUCUUCAUGUUGCUGCGGGAGCCGCGGUAAAUGUCCGUCCGUCCGGUGCGGGUGAUGCAGGGGACGCUUUUUAAAAGGAGCCUUUUAACUCCGUAGACGCAUAGGGACCCGUUCACACGCACACGCGAGGAGGAGGAAGGCGAAGAAGAAGAAGCAACAAUUUUUCGCUCGCCGCUUUUAAAAGGGAGAAGCCCUUCCCCGGCCGGGACUUGCCUUCUGCCUCCUCCACCGGCUGCUAAAAGUAUGUUUCUGAGGCGGACUGCACUUCAGGGAACUUCUAUUUUCUGCGCGGCAGCUGUAGAGGAGCAGCAGCGAAGUCUGGAGUAACACCAAGUGAUGCGGGAAAAACACCCCGAGAGCAGAAAACCCUCCUGCAGACACAACCCCUGCUGCUGCACACAGGUUGAUCAUGGUUGCCGCGACCCGCUCCCUCCUGGCGCUGCUGCUCUGCCGGGUGCUGCUGGGCGGCGCGGCCGGCCUCAUGCCGGAGGUGGGCCGGCGGCGCUUCAGCGAGCCGGGCCGCGCCGCCUCGGCCGCGCAGCGCCCCGAGGAUCUCCUCAGCGAGUUCGAGCUGCGCCUGCUCCACAUGUUCGGGCUGAAGCGGCGGCCCAGCCCCGGCAAGGACGUCGUCAUCCCCCCCUACAUGCUGGACCUCUACCGCCUGCACGCGGGCCAGCAGCUGGGGCAAGCGCCGGCCCUGGGCUACCCGCUGGAGAGGGCCGCCAGCCGCGCCAACACCGUUCGCAGCUUCCACCACGAAGAAGUUUUGGAAGAACUGCCAGAAACAAGUGGGAAAACAGCACGGCGUUUCUUCUUUAAUUUAACUUCCAUCCCUAAUGAGGAGUCUGUCACCUCAGCUGAACUCCAGAUUUUUCGGAAACAGGUGCACGGAGCCUUUGAGAACAACAGCAGCUACCAUCACCGUAUUAAUAUUUAUGAAAUUAUAAAGCCAGCCACAGCCACCUCUAAGGACCCUGUCUCAAGACUUUUGGACACCAGGUUGGUGCAUCAUAAUGCAAGUAAAUGGGAAAGUUUUGAUGUAACGCCAGCUGUUUUGAGGUGGAUUGCACAUGGACAACCUAAUCAUGGGUUUGUGGUAGAGGUGGUUCACUUGGACAAAGAGAACAGUGCCUCCAAGAGGCACGUUAGGAUUAGCAGGUCUUUACAUCAGGAUGAAGAUAGCUGGUCUCAGCUCAGGCCAUUAUUAGUAACGUUUGGGCAUGAUGGCAAGGGACACCCGCUUCAUAAAAGAGAAAAGCGUCAAGCGAAACACAAACAGCGUAAACGCCACAAAUACAGUUGCAAAAGGCAUCCGUUAUAUGUGGACUUCAAUGAUGUGGGGUGGAAUGACUGGAUUGUUGCCCCGCCGGGGUAUAGUGCCUUUUACUGCCAUGGGGAAUGUCCUUUUCCACUGGCAGAUCAUCUAAACUCCACAAACCAUGCCAUUGUUCAGACUUUGGUCAAUUCAGUGAAUUCCAAAAUCCCCAAGGCUUGCUGUGUGCCGACAGAACUGAGUGCUAUUUCCAUGCUCUACCUUGAUGAAAAUGAAAAAGUUGUAUUAAAGAACUAUCAAGAUAUGGUUGUGGAGGGUUGUGGGUGCCGUUAACACAGCAAAUAUAUUAGACAAAUACAAAAAAAAAAAAAAAAAAAAAAAAAAAAAAGAAGCUGACACUUUAAUAUUUCCCAAUGAAGACUUUAUUUAUGUAAUGAAAUGGAAAGAAAAAAAAACACAACUAUUUUGAAAAUAUAUUUAUGUCUACGAAAAAGUUGGGAAAACAAAUAUUUUAAUCAGAGAAAUAUUCCUUUAAAGAUUUUAAAUGUAUUUUAGUUGUACAUUUUAUAUGGGUUUAACCCCAGCACAUGAAGUAUAAUGGUCAGAUUCUUAUUUUGUAUUUAUUUACUAUUAUAACCACUUUUUAGAAGAAUAGCUAAUUUGUAUUUAUAUGUAAUCAAAAAGAAAAAAAUAUAGGGUUUGUACAUAAUUUUCCAAGAUUGUAGCUGUUUCAAUUGUGUGUAUUUAAGUUGAAAAUAAUACAUGGAAGGUUACUAUGGCAAAGUGCAUAGCACAUUUGCUUUCUGCUGUGCUACUGUUAAGGUCACAAGUUCAAGUCCAGAAAAAAGUGGAUAAUCCACUCUGCUGACUUUCAAGAUUAUUAUAUUGUACAAUUCUCAGGAAUGCUGCAGGGUGGGCUGUCCAAUCCAUGAGAACUGGCAUCCUCUUUAGGUGGAACAUUUGGAUAAGAACCAGACGUUGCUGAUCUAGUAUAAAUACUGCUAUUCCCAACUAAUUUGCAGCGUGAAUAUAAGAAGGGCCAAUAGAAAUCCUAUGGGAGGUGGGGGUGGGGGAAGACUGAAUCCUUUCUAGACCUACAGAAAAGUGAAUGUUUGAUGUUUCCUUUAAAAGUCCUUCCUUUAAAAGUCCUGGCCAAAUAUAAAAUAAUAAAAACUAAAA